Physella acuta is the source of this 1347-nucleotide messenger RNA. Its product is annotated as nicotinamide riboside kinase 1. The record is from RefSeq and is a predicted model, not a curated record. Lineage: Eukaryota; Metazoa; Mollusca; Gastropoda; Physidae.
CAUAUGAAUCCGGAAACAUAGAAGAGUAGAUCGCCACGGGACGUAAUUCACAUUCACAACCUACCAGCGAUUUUAUUAUUUAGUUUAGUAGUCCUAGAAUCUUUCCCAGAUUAUCUUACACCAUUUUAUAGAACUUAAUUGUUGAGCUUAACAUCUGAAGAUCUUAUUUUAAAAUAACUGUAUAGUUAGAAGAUACUUUAAAAUGAUUCAGCCAAAUGAAGAUAGCCAAGAAGUUCAAAAUGAUGCUGUAAAUCCAACAGAGGAGCUGAUUCCUGAAAGAAAAAUCACUCAGACUGAUCAUGUUAACAGCAAACUUCUUAAGGCAUUUUUGAGUCGGCUAAACCAGAAUGACAAUACUGUUGCAUUUGGACUCAAUGCUCCAUCUGCAGAUUUAGAAGAGGUGGAUAGUUCUGAAAAUUCUGAUUUUGAUUCAUCUGAAAAUUGUGCCAAUAAUCAUGAUAAUGACAGUGAAGACAAAAAGGACUAAAGUGAAAUACACAGUUUGAAUUGACUUUUUUCUUGAAGUAUCAUUGACUCUCUACCUUGUCAGGCUAAUUUAAACCAUAGAUAUAUUUUAACAUUCCAGUUCAAUAUAAGGCAUGGGAAAAAUGAAGAAAUAUUUGAUUUUUGGGCUUGGUGGAAUUACUAAUAGUGGAAAAUCAACGAUUGCAGCAAUGUUGUGUAAAAAUCUACCAUUUGUUGAAGUUAUGUGCCAAGAUAAUUAUUUUUUGGAUCCAGACGAUGCUCAAAUUGAAAGAGAUGAAGAUGGCGUACGAAACUGGGAGAAACUAAGUGCUUUGAAUAUGAACAAGAUGACAAGUGAUGUUGAGACCUGGAUAGCAAAACACAGCAGUAAAGUUUCAGACCAGAUAUCUGUUCUAGUCAUUGAAGGAUUUCUCAUCUUUAAUCACAGUAAACUUUCAUCCCUAAUGGAUUAUAAGUACUUCAUUCAAAUAAACCAAGAAACAUGUAAGGAACGUAGAAUAAAACGUGUGUAUGUACCCCCAGAUCCUCCCGGUUAUUUUGAAAACUAUGUGUGGCCAAUGUACCUGGAGAAUUUGGAAGCAAUCACUGAUAAAGAUGACAUUGAAUUUAUAGAUGGCAUGUUAGAUUUAAACACAUUGUUCAGUGAAAUCUUACAACGUAUCAAUUCAGCAAUAGAGACAACAGCAUCUUGUAUUGGAACAUAGCCAGUCAGUCAGCUCAUAUAGUUCAUAUGCAAAGCUACAUUCUUAAUUUGUUAAUUUCAUUUGAUAAUCAUACAUGACAUUUUUCUGUAAACUAUUUUUAAUUAAAGUUGAUUGUUAUUGCUGAUGGACAUUAUUAAAAAUUGUUUAUAUAUAACUU